UUACGGUAACAAUCCCAUUCUCCCGUUUUCCCUGCGGUCGUAGUGAGUGAGUGGAAAACGGCGUCUGGGUGCUGCCUGCCUGCCUGGGAAUUUCGUGAAAGCACAUCAGCGGCCACUGCCAUGGCUGAACGCCGCGCCUUCGCCCAGAAAAUCAGCAGGACUGUGGCAGCAGAGGUGAGGAAGCAGAUAGCUGGACAGUAUGGAGGCUCCCCGCAGCUCUUCAAAAACCUUAACGUUACUGCAACAAGCAACACAGUCCCCCUCACAGAAGCUGUGGAGCCUGUGGACUUUGAGGAGUAUCUCAUCACUCAUCCUCCCAUCGUUGAAUCUGGUCCCCUGAGAGAUCUGAUCGAGUUUCCCCCUGAUGACAUUGAGGUCAUUUACACACCGAGGGAGUGCCGCACAGUGGUGCAAGCUGUCCCAGAGGAAGGGGACACGGAUGCUCACGUCAGAGACUGUGUCAGAUCCUACACAGAGGACUGGGCCGUUGUCAACAGAAAAUAUCACAAGCUUGGUACAGGCUUUAAUCCCAACACACUGGACAAGCAAAAGGAGCGGCAGAAAGGCCUGCCCAAGCAAGUGUUUGAGGCUGAUGAGAUGCCAGACAACAGCAGCUACCAGGACGACCAGGAUGACAUGAAGCGAAGAUCGAUGUCUAUAGAUGACACCCCGCGUGGAAGCUGGGCCUGCAGCAUAUUUGACUUGAAGAACUCCCUCCCGGAUGCCCUUCUCCCUCACCUGCUCGACCGUGCUCCCAACGAGGAGAUCGACAGACAGAAUGAGGAGCAGCGCAAGGCUAACCGCCACCGCGAAUUGUUUGCUUUGCACCCUGCCCUCGAUGAGGAGGAACCCAUUGAACGCCACUGUGUGCCUGAAGUACCUAAAGAACACUUUGGCCAGAGGCUACUUGUCAAGUGUUUGUCCUUGAAGUUCGAGAUUGAAAUUGAGCCCAUAUUUGCUAGUUUGGCCUUAUAUGAUGUCAAGGAAAAGAAAAAGAUAUCGGAAAACUUUUUCUUUGACCUGAACUCUGAGCAGACCAAGGCAAUGCUGCGUCCACACAUCCAGACAGCAGCCAUCUCUACACUGGCACGCUCUGCCAUAUUUUCCAUCACUUACCCCUCACAGGAUGUCUUCCUGGUCAUCAAGCUGGAAAAAGUAUUGCAACAAGGUGACAUUGGGGAAUGUGCUGAGCCAUACAUGGUUUUCAAAGAGUCAGAUGCUGCAAAGAAUAAGGAGAAGCUGGAGAAACUUCGAAGCCAGUCAGAGCAGUUCUGCCAGCGUUUGGGCCGGUACCGAAUGCCCUUUGCUUGGACCGCUAUUCAUUUAAUGAACAUUGUCAACAGUGCUGGCAGUCUUGAGAGGGAUACAGAGCUGGAGAUGAGUCUUUCAGAGAGAAAGGGUUCAUGGUCAGAACGACGAAACUCAAGCAUCAUGGGAAGGCGUUCAUUGGAGAGGACCACAAGUGGAGAUGAGUCAUGUAGUCUUACAGGCUUUAGACCCGCCACACUUACAAUCACCAACUUCUUCAAACAGGAGGGGGACCGGCUGAGUGAUGAGGACUUGUAUAAGUUCCUAGCAGAUAUGAGAAGACCUUCUUCAGUUUUGAGAAGACUCAGACCCAUAACAGCCCAGUUGAAAUUGGACAUUUCUCCAGCUCCAGAGAACCCCCACUAUUGCUUGACCCCUGACCUAGUGCAGGUUAAACCUUACCCAGACAGCAGGGUACGCCCCACCAGAGAGAUCCUGGAGUUUCCUGCCAGGGACGUUUAUGUGCCAAACACCACAUACAGGAAUCUUCUGUAUGUCAACCCUCAGAGUCUUAACUUUGCCAACCGCCAAGGCUCUGCCCGCAACAUCACAGUGAAAGUGCAAUUUAUGAAUGGAGAGGAUCCAAACAAUGCAUUGCCGGUGAUAUUUGGGAAGUCCAGCUGUUCAGACUUUGCUAAAGAGGCCUACACCGCUGUGGUGUAUCAUAACAGAUCUCCUGACUUUCAUGAUGAGGUCAAAAUCAAGCUUCCUGCCUCUCUGUCGGACCACCACCACAUUCUCUUCACCUUUUAUCAUGUUAGUUGUCAGCAGAAGCAAAACACACCUUUGGAGACGCCUGUGGGAUACACGUGGAUCCCAAUGUUGCAGAAUGGGCGAUUACGGACAGGACAUUUCUGUCUGCCUGUGUCUUUGGAAAAACCACCGCAGUCCUACUCUGUUCUCUCCCCAGAUGUUCCACUCCCUGGGAUGAAGUGGGUUGACAACCAUCGAGGAGUGUUCAAUGUGGAAGUUGUGGCUGUCUCUACCAUCCACACACAGGACCAGUACCUGGAUAAGUUCUUUGCCUUGGUACACGCCCUGGAUGAGCACAUGUUCCCGGUCAGGAUAGGAGACAUGCGCAUCAUGGAGAACAACCUGGAGGCUGAGCUCAAGUCGAGCAUUGCAGCUCUCAAUUCUUCCCAGCUGGAGCCCGUGGUUCGAUUUCUCCAUCUUUUACUCGACAAGCUGGUGUUGCUUGUAGUCCGGCCACCGGUCAUUGCUGGUCAGAUAGUCAAUCUGGGCCAGGCUUCCUUCGAGGUCAUGGCGUCCAUAGUGAAUCGACUUCACAAGUACCUGGACACGAGCCAGGACAUGCAUGGUCGUAACAGCCUUCUCUCCUCCUACAUCCAUUAUGUCUUCCGCUUGCCCAGCACGGACCCCAACUCGCCAUCUCCAGACCCCAACUCAUCCUUAACAGGCCCAGGAGGGUUGGGAGGCUCUGUUCACUAUGCCACCAUGGCUCGCUCAGCUGUCCGACCAGCCAGCCUCAACCUGAACCGCUCCCGUAGCCUUAGUAACAGUAACCCUGACAUUUCUGGUACCCCUACCUCUCCUGAUGAUGAGGUCCGCUCCAUCAUUGGCAGCAAGGGCUUAGACCGCUCCAACUCGUGGGUGAACACCAUGGGCUGUAAGAGUGCCCCGUGGGGAUCCAGCCCUGGUUCCGCUCCAGAAACCAUGCAGGCCAUGGAGCGCUGUGGCAAUCGCAUGUCUUCGCACACUGAGAGCGCCAGUUUCUUGCAAACUUUAACAGGACGGUUACCCACAAAAAAGCUCUUCCAUGAGGAGCUGGCCCUUCAGUGGGUGGUGAGCAGUGGAAGCGUCAGGGAGGGCGCCCUGCAGCAGGCUUGGUUCUUUUUUGAGCUGAUGGUGAAGAGCAUUAUCCACCAUUUGUAUUUCACUGACCGAUUAGAGUCACCCAGGAAGAACCGUUUCCCCGAGCGAUUCAUGGAUGACAUCACAGCCCUGGUCAGCACCAUUGCUGGUGACAUUGUGUCUCGCUUCCAGAAGGACCUGGAGCUGGUGGAGAGACUAAACACCAGUCUGGCCUUUUUUCUGAACGACUUACUGUCAGUCAUGGACAGAGGUUUUGUCUUUACCCUAAUCAGGGCCUACUGGAAACAGGUGUCAACCAAGCUUUACGCUCUGCAGAACCCAACUCUCGAGUCUCUGAGACUAGAUUUCUUGAGGAUCGUCUGUAGCCACGAACACUAUGUGACCCUCAAUCUGCCCUGCAGCCUGCUGACACCACCUGCCUCGCCUUCCCCAUCUGUGUCUUCAGCUACUUCCCAGAGCUCUGGCUUCUCCACACAUGUUCAGGAUCAGAAGAUAGCCAACAUGUUUGAGCUGUCGGUGCCUUUCAGAGAGCAGCAUUAUCUGGCUGGGCUGGUGCUUUCUGAGCUGUCUGUGAUACUGGACCCAGAUAACGAGGGUAUGUUUGGGCUUCAUAAGAAAGUGGUGAGUGUGGUUCAUAACCUCCUGUCCAGCCACGACUCUGACCCGCGCUACGCGGAUCCUGAGGUCAAGGCACGGGUCGCAAUGUUGUACUUGCCCCUCAUUGGCAUUGUCAUGGAAACUCUGCCGCAGCUGCAUGACUUUACAGUAGAAUCCCAUAACCAGUGGGGUCGGCCAGGCGCUCCCCAAGGGACAAUUGUAGGCAACAGUGGAGAAGAGGCAGAGGGAGAUGGCAACAGUCUGAUCAGUCAGACUGUUGCCAUGGCGAUAGCAGGCACUUCCACAGCCACCCCGAUGUCCCGACCAAGCAGCUUCUUGCUCAACUCGCAGGCGAGUCGUCCACAUGGAAGCUUCUCGGCCGAGUCGAGCCGUAGUCUGCUCAUCUGUCUGCUGUGGGUGCUGAAGAACGCUGACGAGUUGGUGUUACAGAAGUGGUUCACAGACCUAUCAGUGACUCAGCUCAACCGACUGCUUGAUCUCCUCUACCUCUGUGUCUCCUGCUUUGAAUACAAGGCCCAUGUUGUGUUCACCAUGCAGGGGAAGAAGGCGUUUGAGCGCAUGAACAGCCUGACUUUUAAGAAGUCCAAAGACAUGAAGGCUAAAUUGGAGGAGGCCAUACUCGGCAGCAUCGGGGCCAGACAGGAGAUGGUGCGACGAAGCCGUGGACAACUAGAGCGGAGUCCAUCUGGCAGUGCUUUUGGCAGCCAGGAGAACCUUCGAUGGAGGAAGGACAUGACCCACUGGCGACAAAACAGUGAAAAGAUGGACAAGAGUCACAGAUCAGUCAGGACCAGAGCAGAGUUGGAACAUGAAGCGCUUAUUGAUGGUAACCUUGCAACAGAGGCCAAUAUAAUUAUUCUUGAUACGCUGGAGAUCAUUGUACAGACGGUGUCAGUGACAGAGUCCAAGGAGAGUAUCCUUGGCGGUGUGCUGAAGGUGCUGCUCCACAGCAUGGCCUGCAAUCAGAGCGCCCUCUACCUGCAGCAUUGUUUUGCCACACAGAGAGCACUGGUGUCUAAGUUCCCUGAACUGCUGUUCGAGGAAGAGACGGAGCAGUGCGCUGACCUGUGCCUGCGACUGCUGAGGAGCUGCAGCAGCAGCAUAAGCACCAUCAGGGCGCAUGCCAGCGCCUCCCUCUACCUCCUCAUGAGACAGAACUUUGAGAUUGGCAACAACUUUGCCCGAGUAAAGAUGCAGGUGACCAUGUCUCUUUCCUCACUGGUGGGAACCUCUCAGAAUUUUAAUGAGGAGUUUCUGCGUCGCUCUCUCAAAACAAUACUCACAUACGCUGAGGAGGACAUUGAGCUGAGAGAGACAACUUUCCCAGACCAGGUCCAGGAUCUUGUGUUUAACUUGCACAUGAUCCUGUCUGACACAGUAAAGAUGAAGGAGCACCAGGAAGAUCCAGAGAUGCUGAUAGAUCUCAUGUACAGAAUUGCAAAGGGUUACCAGACUUCUCCAGACCUCCGGCUGACGUGGCUCCAGAACAUGGCUGGCAAACACUCAGAGAGGAACAACCACGCUGAGGCCGCUCAGUGUCUGGUGCACAGUGCUGCCCUGGUAGCAGAGUACCUGAGCAUGCUGGAAGAUCGCAAGUAUCUGCCUGUGGGCUGUGUCACCUUCCAGAAUAUUUCUUCCAAUGUACUGGAAGAGUCUGCAGUCUCUGAUGAUGUGGUGUCGCCUGAUGAAGAAGGCAUUUGCUCAGGGAAAUACUUUACCGAGAUCGGCCUUGUGGGUCUGCUGGAGCAGGCUGCUGCCUCCUUUUCCAUGGCCGGCAUGUACGAGGCCGUAAAUGAAGUGUAUAAGGUACUGAUCCCAAUCCACGAAGCCAACAGGGAUGCAAAGAAGCUUUCCACUAUUCAUGGUAAACUACAGGAAGCUUUUGGGAAAAUAGUUCACCAGAGCACUGGCUGGGAGAGGAUGUUUGGUACGUACUUCAGAGUUGGAUUUUAUGGCUCCAAAUUUGGUGACUUAGACGAACAGGAGUUUGUGUACAAAGAGCCUGCUAUUACCAAGCUGGCAGAAAUCUCUCACCGAUUAGAGGGUUUCUACGGGGAGCGCUUUGGAGAAGACCAGGUAGAAGUCAUUAAAGACUCAAACCCAGUGGACAAAUGCAAGCUGGACCCAAACAAGGCAUUCAUCCAGAUCACAUAUGUGGAGCCUUACUUUGACACGUACGAGAUGAAGGACCGCAUCACAUACUUCGACAAGAACUACAACCUGCGCCGUUUUGUCUACUGCACCCCUUUCACCCUGGAUGGUCGGGCCCACGGGGAUCUGCACGAACAGUUCAAACGCAAGACUAUCCUCACCACCUCACACGCGUUUCCCUAUAUCAAGACACGAAUAAACAUCAUCCACAAAGAGGAGAUUAUUUCUACACCCAUCGAGGUGGCAAUAGAGGACAUGCAGAAAAAGACCCAAGAACUGGCUUUUGCCACCCACCAGGACCCUGCUGAUGCCAAGAUGCUUCAGAUGGUUCUACAGGGAUCAGUGGGCACUACUGUUAACCAGGGUCCGUUAGAGGUAGCUCAGGUUUUCCUGUCAGAGAUCCCCAGUGACCCAAAACUGUACCGACACCACAAUAAGCUCCGGCUCUGCUUCAAAGAUUUCACGAAGAGGUGUGAAGAUGCCUUGCGUAAAAACAAAAGCCUGAUUGGUCCAGACCAGAAGGAGUACCAGAGGGAGCUGGAGAGGAAUUAUCACCGGCUGAAGGAGGCGCUGCAGCCCCUCAUCAACAGAAAAAUCCCUCAGCUUUAUAAACCUGUGCUGCAGGUCAACUCACACAGAGAUUCCUUCAGCAGAAUGAGUCUUCGAAAACUCGACAUAUGAAGAACAAACUGUUACACACAAAACAGAAACUGCAAUAUUAAUUUAUUCUUGAGUUGUAAAUAGGAAUGUUUCUUCCAAGUUGAUCAGUGUUUCUGAGACUGAGCUAAAAGGUAAAAGUGUUGCAGUUUGGUACGUCAUUCCAGUGUCUUAAUUUGUUUACAGGCAAAUUGUCAGAGGGACGAACAAAUGGAUCCUAAAGAUUAAAGAGAUGCCUUGGCGUUUGGAGUUCAUCCUGGCGCUUCAUUUGUCACUAGAAAGAGCAAGCACAUAAUUUUUUCCUUGAGCUUCUAGAGCUUAUAACGUGAGCCUUCUGACCUGAACCCAACAAAGUGCUUGCUGUGAGCUAACAAAUCAUACAAACGCUGACUAAAGUGCCAAAACAAACCAUCGAACGCCAAAUUUGACAAGUGGUGCAACGGUGCAAUUUCAAAGUUCAAGGCAUCUUUUUAACAAUGUACGAUGUGUCAAAAGAAUCUGUAUUCAAUUUCAUGUGUGCACUUUUUUUAUUACGGUGUAGCAUUGCAUUUUACAACUUGAAAGUUUAUGUAAUACAAAACACGAAAGGUGAAAAUGAAAAAGAUGCAAAAAAUUGAACCUUUAUUUAUCAUGAUGCUUUAUUAUUAUUAGUUGAUGCAACAAUGUUGGUUGGUUGAGGCAAUGUAGGUACUUUAAACAUCCUUUAAUUUUAUGUAGCUUUGUUUUAAAUAUUUUACUAAAUAAAUAUUUUAAUGUUCA
This is a messenger RNA of Betta splendens (Siamese fighting fish), 7326 nucleotides long. It is a transcript of the gene dock7, whose product is annotated as dedicator of cytokinesis 7. Gene Ontology annotation, molecular function: guanyl-nucleotide exchange factor activity. Bases 121 to 6591 code for a protein of 2156 amino acids. NCBI's taxonomy places the organism in Eukaryota, Metazoa, Chordata, Actinopteri, Anabantiformes, Osphronemidae. The transcript has 52 exons. The record is from RefSeq and is a predicted model, not a curated record. Gene Ontology annotation, biological process: small GTPase-mediated signal transduction; positive regulation of GTPase activity; axonogenesis.